ACACACUGUGUGUCUGUUACGAGCCUUGAAGUGGCACAUGGAACCGAAACAGUCAAAUCCCUGUCUCUAAAUAUGGCGAAACCUACUGGCACUGACAGCACACGGAACGGUCGGGAAGUUUUUUUUUUUAAUUCUGCUUUUCAUGACGAUGAAGAGUAAAUGAGUUGUCACAUUUUCUGUACGUAUAUGUGAGGUUGUCUCAACUAGUUUCAUCAUAUGGUUCUAUUGCUGCCGCACGCGCGUCUGUAAAUGCGGCAGCGCUGGCGACUCCCGUCUGAUCUGACGCUCACAGCUGGAUAUUAUCGGCUGUUUAGGGGGAACUCUGGAGAGCUGAAGACAGGUCAGGAGAGCAGAGACUGAGAUGGAUGAGCUGUCAAGCCCUAACAGACACCAGUAAGCGGGAAGAUUCAGUGAAUUAGACGCGAUGGCAGCGUCCAGCAACUCGAGUCUGUCGGGUUCCUCCGUCUCUUCGGAUCCUGAAGAUUAUCAGCCACCAAUAUGGAAAUCGUACUUGUACCAGCUGCAGCAGGAAGCACCAAGACCAAAGAGGAUCACAUGUCCUCAGGAGAUGGAGAGCAGACCCAAGUUCUAUGGAAGAGAGUUCCAUGGUCUGAUUUCCAGAGAGCGUGCAGAUGAACUGCUGGCUGGUACAGAAGGUGCUUACCUCAUUAGAGAGAGUCAGAGACAACCAGGAACAUAUACACUUGCUUUGAGAUUUGGUGGCCAGACUCUGAACUACAGACUCUUUUAUGAUGGAAAGCACUUUGUGGGAGAGAAACGUUUCGAGUCAGUUCACGAUCUGGUUACAGACGGCCUCAUUACUCUCUAUAUUGAGACAAAGGCAGCAGAAUACAUUGCUAAGAUGACCACAAACCCCAUCUAUCAGCAUCUGGGCUACACCUCUCUCCUGAGGGGCAAAAUCACUCACAGACUCAACCAGACCCGCUCUGAGCCCAAAAAAGUUACUUUCCAGCAGGAUGAAAAGAUCAGCCCAUCACCACUGAGACGACGGACCACAAUCAAGGAUGGACCGGAGAAACACUGCAAUUAUGAGAAGAUCCACAACUUUAAGGUGCACACCUUCAGAGGGCCGCACUGGUGUGAAUACUGUGCAAACUUCAUGUGGGGUCUUAUCGCCCAGGGCGUCCGUUGCUCAGACUGUGGGCUGAACGUGCACAAACAGUGCUCCAAACUCGUGCCCAGUGACUGUCAGCCAGACCUACGCAGGAUCAAGAAGGUCUUCAGCUGUGAUCUCACCACGCUGGUCAAAGCCCACAACUCGCAACGGCCAAUGGUUUUGGACAUGUGUAUCAAAGAGAUCGAGCACAGAGGUUUGAAAUCAGAGGGUCUGUACAGAGUGUCAGGCUUCACAGAACACAUAGAAGAUGUCCGCCUGGCCUUCGAUAGAGAUGGUGAGAAGGCAGACAUCAGUGCCAAUAUGUACCCAGACAUCAAUAUAAUUGCCGGAGCUCUGAAGCUUUAUUUGCGAGAUCUGCCCAUUCCAGUUAUCACAUAUGACGUCUACUCCAAAUUUAUUCAAGCUGCCAAAAUAACAGACCCUGAUUCUAGACUGGAGGCGGUUCAUGAUGGUCUCCUCCAACUUCCUCCAGCCCACUAUGAGACCCUGCGGUACCUGAUGACGCACCUGAAAAGGGUCACCAUGUAUGAGAAGGACAAUUACAUGAACUCGGAGAAUCUAGGAAUCGUUUUUGGCCCAACACUCAUGCGGCCGCCGGACCUGAACACACUCACCACUCUCAACGACAUGAGAUACCAGAAACUGAUAGUUCAGCUCCUGAUAGAGCAUGAGGACAUCUUGUUUUAAACGGCUGAAAUGAAGACAUCUUUUAAAGACUUUAAAGAGCGUGUACAUUUUAAAAAGCAGCCUGCCACACAUUUCAAAGAUAUUAUGUUUUCUCUUUUGUGUACAAAAUUUGGACUUAUAUGCACAUUUCUCUCAAUGUGUUUCAGUUCCCCAAACAAAUACUGCUAAGCAUGGAUAAAAAUAAACAUUCGUGCCGAAAACAGAAUUAAUUAUAUUGAUGGGCAUUUUGUUUAAAGGAGUAGUUCACCCAAAAUGAACAUUUCCAGAAACUUUGGAUGUACUGUAGAUGAGUUUGUUUCCCAGUCAGAACUUUUUUUUGAGAAAUUUAGCGUUUCAUUACCUGCUCACCAAUGGACCCUCUACAGUGAAUGGGUGCCGUCAGGUUAAGAGUUCAAACCGCUGAUAAAGACAUCGCAAUAAUCCACAAGUAAUCCACAUGACUCCAGUCCAACAAUUAACAUCUUGUGAAGAGAAAAGCUCUUAAAAAGAUGUUAACUGAUUAUGAUCAUUGAUGAACUGAAGUUGGUUUUUUGAUCAGCUUUUUGGACUCUCGUUCUGAGAGGGCACCCUUUCACUGCAAAAGAUCCACUGGUAAGCAAGUGAUAUAAUUCUACAUUUCUCCAAAUCUGUUCUGAUGAAGAAACAAACUCAUCUAAAUCUUGAAUGGCUUGAGGGUGAUUAAAUCUUUUGGUGGGGGGGGGGGGGACUCCUUUAAAUCAAAUUACAGUAAUUAUACCGUAUGAAGCUAUGGUCAAUUAGCAUUGCAAAACUGACAUAUUGUCAAGUAUGAUUAAAAAUAUAUGUAUUUUUAUGGAUCAUGACGUGUAUGUGUGCUAUAGAGGCAAGUCAGUUGAGAUCAUGUGUAAAGCACUUUUUAAUUUUACAUGGAGUGUAAAUAGAUAAUAUUUUGUUCACCCUGUGUUAAUAAUGUUGUGUUUAACCCAUGCCCCCUUCAAAUUAUAUUUUGUUAGCCCUGACAGUGAUUAAGUGAUCUACAUUAUCACCCUGUGAAUGGACAAAAUGGUUCUGUGAGCUUUUAUUUAGUGCUUGUUCCUUCCUCCUUGGACUUGGUCCCAUUUCAAUGAUUUCGCUAAACAAAAUUACGUGACUCCUGAGACGAGAUCAGUUAUUCACCUUGGGGAAAAAAAAGUCCACAUAUGGUACCUUACCACAUACAUGGUUACCAUUAACUUGGUUUGAGUUCCUUCAAAUUGUUUAUUUGAUAAAACCUUUUUACAUAAAAAAAAAUAUUUUCUGUGAAUGAUUGUAAUUAUGAGUGUAAUUUAUCAAAUGCUGAUUUAUUAAAUUAUGUAAAUCUGGUUACAUUUUGACAGUCCAAAUGAA
Messenger RNA from Carassius carassius (crucian carp), 3169 nucleotides. RefSeq names its product chimerin 2 (gene chn2). The transcript has 13 exons. Gene Ontology annotation, molecular function: GTPase activator activity. The coding region runs from base 425 to 1825 and encodes 466 amino acids. The record is from RefSeq and is a predicted model, not a curated record. Gene Ontology annotation, biological process: regulation of small GTPase mediated signal transduction; signal transduction; positive regulation of GTPase activity. Lineage: Eukaryota; Metazoa; Chordata; Actinopteri; Cypriniformes; Cyprinidae.